Molecule: messenger RNA, 1729 nt
Organism: Chelonia mydas (Green sea turtle)
Lineage: Eukaryota; Metazoa; Chordata; Testudines; Cheloniidae
Product: zinc finger protein 235-like
Exons: 3
Coding region: 1-636 (211 amino acids)
Biological process (GO): regulation of DNA-templated transcription
Source: RefSeq, a predicted model, not a curated record
AUGCCAGUGACCUUCGAGGAGGUGGCUGUGUAUUUCACCGCAGGGCAGGGGGCUCUGCUGGACCCCGGUCAGAGAGCCCUCUACAGGGACAUCAUGCAGGUGAAUUAUGAGACUGUGAUCUCGCUGGGACUCCCCAUUCCCAAACCUGCCCUGAUUGCCCAGCUGGAAAGAGGGGAAGAGCUGUGGGUCCUGGAUCUCCAGGACUCCAAGGAAAGUAAGAACCCAAGAGGCACCCACACAGAUGAUGGGAGAAUGAGUAAGAAUGAGGAGGGGAAUCCACAGCGGGAAGGUCCUGAGCAAGUGGAAUUGCAGGGCGACUUUUUGAGAAGAGCUGAAGACAACUUUUCCCAGUGCUUGGAACAGAGAAAAGCCUGGAGUAAUUGGCACAUGUCAGAGAGGAAGCUGGGAAACCACUCAAAAAAGCAAGUGCAUAAAUCCUUUGAAUGUGGGGGAGGAGACAAGGUAUCCAAAGAAACCAAAACCCAGCAGACAAACCCCAAAGAAAAGGAAUCCUAUAAAUGCUUGGACUGUGAAAAAAGCUUCAGUUGGAGCUCAAAUCUUACUGCCCAUUGGAGACUGCACACGGGAGAGAAACCAUAUAAAUGCCUUGAGUGUGGGAAAAGUUUCAGUCAGUGAUCGCAUCUUAAUAGCCAUGGGAAAAUCCACAUGGGAGAGGGACCAUAUAAAUGCUUAGACUGUAGUAAAAGUUUCAGUGGACCUUCAGGCCUUAUUGCACAUCAGAGAGCCCACACAGGAGAGAAACCCUAUAAAUGCUUGUACUGUGGGAAAAGCUUCAGUCAAUGCUCAAGCCUUAUUACCCAUGGGAGAAUCCACACGGAAGAGGGACCAUAUAAAUGCGUUGAGUAUGGGAAAACUUUCAUUAGACCAUCAGCCCUUAUUGUACAUCAGAGAACCCACACGGGAGAAAAACCUUAUAAAUGUUUGGAUUGUGGGAAAAGCUUCAAUAACUGCAGGAAAAGAUUCCGUCUGAGCUCUCACAUUAUUUCUCAUGACAUAAUUCACAGAAGAAAGAGCUUGAAUGUGGAGGAAGCUUUAUUUGGUGCUCACACAGCAUCAAGCAUCAGCAAAUCCACAUAGAGAAGAGCCCUCUUAGAUGUUCUUAGCAUGAAAUGUGCUUCAUUUGGAGCGAACGCCACAUUGGACCUCAGAGGCUCCUCCACACAGGAGAGAAAUUCCCUCAGUGCCUGGACUAGGACUGGCCUUUGUAAAAACUCCAUUUCCUUGUUCCCACACACAGGUAUCUAGCUGCCGAUCUCUGGGCGCAGGUUCCAGCAGCUGCUGACCCUGAGCUGAUCAGUGACCCUCUCGCUUUGCCUGGUCACAGCUAACCGUAGCCAGCGGAGGAGAAGUCCCAUCAGCCCUGUGACAGGUUGUUUCCCCCCCGGAUCCGGGGAUGCCACAUGAUGUACUGGGGUUCCACUGAACCUGCCCGUUCCACCAGCGCUGGCCCCCUCACCCUGUCCUGACAAGCCAAGCUCUCCAGCCUACUCUGGAAAACACACAGGUAGGGCCACAUCCUACUGCAGAAAGACACUGAGAUUGGGCCUGCAUGGGUACACCCAACUUGGGAAGUGCCCAGCACUCAUGUGCACACCACCAUAGGAGUGCAAACCCAAGGAGUGCAGUGUCUUGUGCUGCACAGUGAACUCUGCAACUUAAGCUCAUUGGUUGCCCCGUCCCUCAAUGUGGAGGAAGAUAUGCACAGAUU